GCAGAUUGCAUAUAUUAAUUUAUCAGUGUACCGUCGCACAUAAAAUAUACGACGCCAAUUUUUAGGUUGCUUGGCAACAAGAUUUUUUUUCAUAAAAAGUAUAUUAUAUCUCAAGCCAAAGAUAUAAUAUACUUUUUAUGACCAAGUCUUCGCCCAAAAUGCCAUCCACUAAGGAGUGGAAAAAUAGCUUCUUAGCGAAACAGGGCGAUUCAUACUUUGUCAGUCUUCCAAAUGACGCACGAGCUGACACAAUAAUCAUAAUUUUGAAUCAUAUGUCGAGCUGUGACGUUUUCAUAAGAAAAUUGGAGUACCGAGUAGCUGAGUUUGGGGAUGAAUGGGAGGACGAAUUUGAAAAAAUGAUCGAUUACAUCAAGGAAACUCCGGAAUUGGCUAAACAAUUGAAAUGCGUUAAUAUCAAACUUGGGAAAAACUGUGAUCGGGAUCAAGAUACGUCGUACAUGCACCACUCGAUCCUAAAAGUUCUGAAAAAGUCCAUCAUCACUGGCGAGGCCUAUGCCAAUAAAGAUUACAAACAAAAUGAGAUCCGCCUCGUCAUUUCGGAACGUAACUGUCCCAACUUUCUCCAAUGGCUGCGUUCGUAUUUAAUCGAAUACAACGUCCGACGCUUGGAUGAAGCAACGCAACAAAAAUUUGCAGAAAUCCUAAAAAUUAUUGAAGUUCAAUCACACUCCAAAAAUCCGUCGAGCUUGUUCGACAUAUUGAACAACAAAAAACCUGUGUCAAAAUUCGUCCAUCACAAUCACGGAUAACGAUAGGGGGGGGCUAGCAAAAAUUUUUGUGGCAAUCUUCCGCACUGCUUGGAGAAUCGUGGAGGAGGUAAUUUACGACGGACAUAUUUUCUAAAGCCGGGCGACUUGUGACACAUGCUCGUUCCAUUUGUUUAAAUUUGUGAAUUACUGCAAAUGCUCGUAAUUAAUGGAGGGCCGUGUCAUGGGGGAGACGCGUCGAAAAGUCAGGUCGUGCGAAAUCCACUCAUGACACGGGCCUCCAUUAAUUCGGAGCAUUUGCAGCAAUUCACAAACUUAACAAAAUGGAACAAGCAUGUCACGGGUCGUCCGGCAUUUCGAAAAUAUGUCCUUCGUGAAUUCCCUCCUCCUAGAUUCUCCAAUCAGUGCGAGGGAUUCAACGAAGACGUUUUCUAGCGCUCCCCGAUUCAGAAUUAAUAGGGUCUCCCAAGUUUGUAAAAAAGAUCUGAAAAAGCGAAAAGCUAAAAAAUCUGAAAUCCGCUUUUUUCGCUCAAUACUUGACUGUCCCGAUUUUUUAUCGCUUGAAUAUUCAGGAGCAGAGAAUGGGUGGUCAGGAAACUUUCGAGUUUCUUUUAAAAUUUAAAUUUGCUUCAUGUUGGAUAUGAUAAAACAACUAUCUAAGAUCAUGUAAAUCCAAAAAUUACCAAAAUGGGAUGAAAAUAGGAUUUUUGGCAAAGGUUUGAAUGCGGUAGUUUUAGUGGUUGCAAUGCUUUUCAGGGGGUGUGGCGGGCGCAGGUGGGGCAAUGGAAUAAAAUCCUCCCUCACUUUUCAUACACUCACCUGAUAUUGUAAUAUAUUCCAUAGGGCAUCAAAAUUGGGUGAUGUCCCCUUAAACAUGUCUCUGAGAGACUGAUUUUUCACUCAAAGUAGUAAAAAGAGCGAAAAAAUCAUCUUAAAGUAGAUUUUAUUUCUGAGCAGAAGAAGCGGAAAAAAGAUCGGAAUCGCAUGCGCAGUGCGGUUUACAAAAAGAGCGAAAAAAUCGUGAGCGGAAAAAGCGAUUUUUUUUACAAAGUUGGGACACCCUAAUAUUACGUAAAAUAAGUCAUGCUAAAAAAUCUUCAAAAUUCAAUGUUUUUGAAAAACUCUCUUCGUCUCAACGUUUCCUGUAAAAAAUUGUAUUUAUCAUUCCGUAAAAGACUAAUUCUUUGUUGUUCUGAAUACUCAAACUUCAAAGUUCACCUUCAUUACAGAUCUCUCUUCAUCUAAAUGUGUGCAAAUUAAUCUCCAAUUACAUAUCUUUACAAAAUUCCUGUUUUUCAUAUUGUUAUGUAUUUGCCUCACUUAAAAUAAAUAAUUAAUAAUAACAUUGUAUACAAUAUUAAAAGUAUUAUACAAGAAAUUUUGUAUAAAAUUUUAAUAAUAAGUAAGUAACAUUUUUAAUAUUAUAUGCAAUAUUAUUAUUAAUUAUUUAUUUUUAUUACUCACUUAAAUUGAUCACUUCUACUCAAACUGUAUUUACUUAUGUUUCAAUAAAUGCAUGGAUUAAA
Messenger RNA from Folsomia candida, 2254 nucleotides. RefSeq lists its product as uncharacterized. NCBI's taxonomy places the organism in Eukaryota, Metazoa, Arthropoda, Collembola, Entomobryomorpha, Isotomidae. Bases 138 to 770 code for a protein of 210 amino acids. The transcript has 3 exons. The record is from RefSeq and is a predicted model, not a curated record.